UUAAAACUUAAAUGUAUACUGGCAGAUUGUUUAUGUGAUUUACUUGUUCGCUUCCUUUUCUUAAGGAAAGUUCAAUUUGAAUUCCGCUUGUCUUAAGAAACAAGGGCAUCGUGGUGCAAAUCUACGUGAAUGGUUAAUACUGAUGGAUUAUUUGUUACAUUUUGGUUUAUAUUCCCUGUUGAAAUGAAAUUGGUUUCCUGGCUUGGUUGCUUUCAAUGUUGUUAUCUUGAAGAUAUUAGGGCGUUCAAAUUGGAUUUCUAGAAAUUGAGUUCCUUUCAUGCAUUUUCUGAACUAAAUCAGCUUGAGUUUGAUUCAUUAUUUUAUUACAAAAAUAUUGGCAGGGAGCUGAUAUUUUCUGAAAAAAGCAUGGACAUGAGUUAGAUUACCUUAAGAUUUGAAUUUUCUUAUAGACUUGGGGUUGUUGGCUUUCCAAUUAUCUGUAGACAAUGUAUAUCCCAUGAUGAAUAGUGUUUAUACGUUUGUUUAUUGAUGAACUGUUGAUUUGGAUUCAUUAUUUUACUUAUGAAUAGAAGCCAUAUUGGAUUUUUGAUAACUAAAUUCCUACUUGGUAAGUUGUAAGAAUAUGUCUGAGAUCUACUAUGCAGCAUUUAAUUUUCAAGCAUCCUCCAAAUUAUAUUGGAAUAUGCCUAGUCCCAUCACUAAUGUAUGGUUGGUAUAUUCCUUAUGAAGUUGGAAUCAGGAGCUACUCAAGUAAUGGAGAAGUUUCAACCCUUGUUUUGUAUACCAAAUUUGUUUUGAUGUUUAUCAUAUGGUGUGGAUUUUCCUUGGUUAACUGGGAUUAUUUAAUUAAAUAAAUAAAUUUAAAUAUUGAACUCUUGUUUUGAAUUGUUGUCAAUCUGUAGAUUUGGGGCAGUUUUUAUUUUAGAGUUAUUUAAUUUUUAUCUAGUCAACCAAAUAACAACUUAAUACUAAUACUCCGUAAUGUACACAUUACAAUUUCUCACCUAAAAGGAAAAAGAAAAAGUAAAAGAGAAAAAGUAAAAGAGGGAAUUAUAGUAAUAAAUAUUUUGUUUUUUUAUAAACCCUUCGCCUUCGCAUGACAAAACUGUGCAUCAAAUUAAUCUUCAUAAUGGAGUACGUAUGUGCUUGCUUUUCAGCUUGGCUCUCUCCUCGAAUUUCGAAAGCAUCCCCUCUCUCUCUCACCCACGAGGCCGGAGCAGAGAAGAAUUUAAAUGUGGAACAUACAUUGCUCACGGAUCCGAUGAUUGAUUCGACCUCAUCAAUUCCGGAGCUGAUCGAGUUUCUCAAACCCUCAUUUCGCGACUGCGAGUAUGAUGAGGUGCAGGGUAUACUGGUGGACCGGGAAAAAAGAGUGAAAUUCGAAAUCGAAAAUCUCGUGACAGAACGAGAUGAACUGAAGAAGCAAGUUGAGUUUUUGGAGAAGUCUAAAGGCUUCACGGAGUUGGAGAAGUGUGAACUGGAGGAGAAGCUGGGUAGGAGCGAGAGGAGGGGUAAGGAGUCGAACAAAAAAAUUGUGCAAAUGAGUGAGAAACUGGAGAAACUGAGGAAUGAAAAUACGGUUGUUGAGGAGAAGCUGGUUAGGAGUAGUGAAAAAAUUGGGGAGAUGGAUGAAAGUAUGGUCGAAUUGGGGAAGGAGAUUGAGGAAUUGAGACGUGAGAAGCUCUCGGCAGCUAAAACCAUUGAGGAGUUACGGGCAAAGGAGGUUGAGGCUGAUCGUGUUGCGCAGGAACUGCAGCGAAAAAAUGCUGAGGCUCUUCAGACGAUUGAAGAGCUGAGAGUGAAGAAGAUGCAGUCUGAUAAGGCAGUUGGAUUCUAUGAAAAUGAUUUGGAACCGAGGAUUUCGAAGCUGGAGAGAACCCUUGCCAACUUGUUCAGUGUGGAUGUGGAAGAUCUUGACGGUCUUGCUGCUAACGCUGAAGCUGAAGGGGAGGCAAUUUCGCCCAAUGGUGAGGUGAACCUCGAAGAAGAAGAUACGGCUAGUGUGUUACGUGAAGCUCCUACAGUUUCAGGUUCACACUCAAGGGUAAUGCAAUCGGGUGGUGAGGUGCCUACACAGAAGACAGUCCCCGUGCCUCCAUCUCAUGCUGCUAGAAAUGAUGUGAUUGUGAUAGAUGAUAGCGAGAGUGGCAGCGAUAAUGAAACCUCUGCUCCUGACUCUUCAUCUCGGAAAUUAAAUAGGGAGGACAGAACAGAGAGCAGUGAGGAUUCUCUUAUGAGUCCUACUAAGAGGAGGAGGUUAAACGCAUCUGCUACACCAUCUCGCUGCAGUUUUCCCAGCAGAGUUGAAGAGAGAGUUGAUGCUCUUCAACAGCCUCGUACCCUUGAUUGUGUGGAUUCCACGGAUUCGGAUGAUGACUUGAUCUCAGAUGACCAUAUGAACAACCUUGUUGCAACAUGUCAAAGCAAAGUAAGGAGCACAAAAGAAUCAUUAUGCUGAUUUUGAUUUAGCUCGUGAAAGCCGAUGUUAAUUCCAAAACUGGAACCACCGAUCUGAUUAUAA
This is a messenger RNA of Salvia hispanica, 2482 nucleotides long. The record is from RefSeq and is a predicted model, not a curated record. NCBI's taxonomy places the organism in Eukaryota, Viridiplantae, Streptophyta, Magnoliopsida, Lamiales, Lamiaceae.